UGCAGAUGUGUGAGACCUUUUAUUGUAAGAGUGGACAGACAUCCCAGAUUUCAGAGCCCCAUAUUCGAACCCCGUGGGAUCCCGCGGCCCCCAGCGAGCGCCAGCAUGCAGAACAGUCACAGCGGAGUGAAUCAGCUCGGUGGUGUCUUUGUCAACGGGCGGCCACUGCCGGACUCCACCCGGCAGAAGAUCGUAGAGCUAGCUCACAGCGGGGCCCGGCCGUGCGACAUUUCCCGAAUUCUGCAGACCCAUGCAGAUGCAAAAGUCCAAGUGCUGGACAAUCAAAACGUGUCCAACGGAUGUGUGAGUAAAAUUCUGGGCAGGUAUUACGAGACUGGCUCCAUCAGACCCAGGGCGAUCGGUGGUAGUAAACCGAGAGUAGCGACUCCAGAAGUUGUAAGCAAAAUAGCCCAGUAUAAGCGGGAGUGCCCGUCCAUCUUUGCUUGGGAAAUCCGAGACAGAUUACUGUCCGAGGGGGUCUGUACCAACGAUAACAUACCAAGUGUGUCAUCAAUAAACAGAGUUCUUCGCAACCUGGCUAGCGAAAAGCAACAGAUGGGCGCAGACGGCAUGUAUGACAAACUAAGGAUGUUGAACGGGCAGACCGGAAGCUGGGGCACCCGCCCUGGUUGGUAUCCGGGGACUUCGGUGCCAGGGCAACCUACGCAAGAUGGCUGCCAGCAACAGGAAGGAGGGGGAGAGAAUACCAACUCCAUCAGUUCCAAUGGAGAAGAUUCAGACGAGGCCCAGAUGCGACUUCAGCUGAAGCGGAAGCUGCAGAGAAAUAGAACAUCCUUUACCCAAGAGCAAAUUGAGGCCCUGGAGAAAGAGUUUGAGAGAACCCAUUAUCCGGAUGUGUUUGCCCGAGAAAGACUAGCAGCCAAAAUCGAUCUACCUGAAGCAAGAAUACAGGUAUGGUUUUCUAAUCGGAGGGCCAAAUGGAGAAGGGAAGAAAAACUGAGGAACCAGAGGAGACAGGCCAGCAACACCCCCAGUCACAUCCCCAUCAGCAGUAGCUUCAGCACCAGUGUCUACCAACCGAUCCCACAACCCACCACACCUGUUUCCUCCUUCACCUCGGGCUCCAUGUUGGGCCGGACAGACACUGCCCUCACCAACACGUACAGCGCCCUGCCGCCUAUGCCCAGCUUCACCAUGGCAAAUAACCUGCCUAUGCAACCCCCAGUCCCCAGCCAGACCUCCUCGUACUCCUGCAUGCUGCCCACCAGCCCUUCGGUGAACGGGCGGAGUUAUGACACCUACACCCCCCCACAUAUGCAGACACACAUGAACAGUCAGCCGAUGGGCACCUCGGGCACCACUUCCACAGGACUCAUUUCCCCUGGUGUGUCAGUUCCAGUUCAAGUUCCUGGAAGUGAACCUGAUAUGUCUCAGUAUUGGCCAAGAUUACAGUAAAAAAAAAAAAAAAAAAGGAUAUAUUGUGUUAAUUCAGUCAGUGACUAUGUGGACACAACAGUUGGGCGUUCAGGAAGGAAAGAAAAAUGGUUGUUAGAAGCACUUCAGUUCUGCAAUUGUGUCCUGUAUUGUACCACUGGGGAAUGGACUUGAAACAAGGACCUUUGUAUACAGAAGGCACGAUAUCAGUUGGAACAAAUCUUCAUUUUGGUAUCCAAACUUUUAUUCAU
Messenger RNA from Mustela erminea (ermine), 1646 nucleotides. It is a transcript of the gene PAX6, whose product is annotated as paired box 6. Gene Ontology annotation, biological process: anatomical structure development; regulation of transcription by RNA polymerase II. The record is from RefSeq and is a predicted model, not a curated record. Bases 106 to 1416 code for a protein of 436 amino acids. NCBI's taxonomy places the organism in Eukaryota, Metazoa, Chordata, Mammalia, Carnivora, Mustelidae. Gene Ontology annotation, molecular function: DNA-binding transcription factor activity, RNA polymerase II-specific; RNA polymerase II cis-regulatory region sequence-specific DNA binding. The transcript has 12 exons.